Molecule: messenger RNA, 1077 nt
Organism: Cladophialophora psammophila CBS 110553
Lineage: Eukaryota; Fungi; Ascomycota; Eurotiomycetes; Chaetothyriales; Herpotrichiellaceae
Exons: 5
Coding region: 1-1077 (358 amino acids)
Molecular function (GO): zinc ion binding; oxidoreductase activity
Source: RefSeq, a predicted model, not a curated record
AUGUCUGGCAAAGAGGUUCCAAAGACGAUGCUGGCGUGGCAGAAGCAUUUCGGCAGUACGAAACCGAGAAACGGACAGAUUCGCGUCGAGGUGCCCGUGCCUGUGCCCCCAGAGGAUGGCCUGCUGAUCAAAAUCCACGCGGCGGGAGUGUGCCACAGCGAUUUCGCCCUGUUAAAUAUGGAAGUGAAACCGAGCCAUUAUCUUGACAAAUACACGCUGGGCCACGAAGGUUGCGGCGAAGUCGUGUCAGUCGGACCAAAGGUUACGAAAUCCAAACCUGGUGACAUGGUGUCUAUCCUGUCAGUACCCGGCUGCGGCAGUUCGACCUGUCGAGAAUGUUCUGGCGGAGUGCCGCAGAUCUGUGCCGCCGGUGAACACUACGGGAUUGGAAACGACGGCUCCUUUGCUCCGUAUAUUGCCGUCCGAGAACGGGCUGCCGUCCACCUGCCCAUGGGAAUCAGUGCAGCUGCCGGCGCUGUCGCGACCGAUGCGUGCCUGACAGCCUACCAAGCCGUCGUAAGCAGAGCCAAAGUCAAGCACGGGGAUACGGUCUUGCUGUACGGGUUAGGCGGGCUGGGCUUCAACGCCUUGCAGAUAAUCUUGGACAUUGGCGCAAGAGUCAUCGUGGUGGACAAGAGGCAGGAGGUGUUGGAUGAAGCGGUCAAGUUCGGUGUUAAGAGCGAGGAUGUGGUGCCCGUUGGAACCGCAAGUGUGAGCGAAUGGGUUGCGCAGCGGGGGCUGGUAGUGGACACUGCAAUCGAUUUUGUCGGAGUGCCAGAGACAUUCAGGACGGCCAUCGAGAGCGUCCGCAUGGCAGGAACAGUCGUCCUGGUGGGAUUGCUGCAGGCCGAGCUGACAUUGCCCUCGAUGAUUGCGGUGCGCAAACGACUCGAUAUUCUCUGCAGCUACGGGGGCACGGUCGAAGAUCUCGUCGCGUGUUUGGUCCUGAUUGGGCAAGGCGUGAUCAAGCCUCAAGUGGUGACGGGGAGCAUGGCCGACUUUCCCAGCGUCCUGGAAGACCUGCACGCCGGGAAAAUCCAAAGCAGAAUCGCCCUCGUGCCAGAAGAUAUGCUGUGA